UGGAGGCGAACCGAUCGUACGGAUGAGUCACUCUGGAUAGGCCAGUAGACUAGACUCUCAUAUUGAUGCGUGCGAUGCCAACUCUGAAGUAAAUGUACUGUACAUGUAACAGUGUGGUCGAAGGUGACCCCCUUCUCCUACUCUCAUGUGGCAUGGUAUUAUAUGUAUUGAUGAUGUGAUAUAUAUUUUGUUGCCCAAGCGAAUUUAUACCCGUUUGGAUUCAGGCACUUGUGUUACACAAGGUGGGUAUAGAAGGCGCGACAAAAUUGGUGGAGAUGAUCUGAGAUUUUAGAUGAUGGGAAGCCAGAUUAAGUUUGGCUAUUCCAUCUGUAGAUCACUUUGAAGGGCCUUGUAGCGGAGAUUGUCAAAUUAAGUUUUGAAUUGUUUGAGCUCAAGGUACCCGGUUGGCGUAUUUUCUUUUGAAAAUACGUACGAAAUUAAUUAUUAUUACUUUCACAGCAUGCGACGAGUUUAUUAAAGAAUUAAAACGGAAUGUUGUUUCAAUCCCGUAGUACUAAUUUAACCUUUAUUUCGUUUUUGUGGUAAAAGGGUGCACCCUAGGCUAGAUUAAGUAUUGGGCUACAUUAAAAUAUUACCUAACUGUUAUGAUUAUACACUCGAUCGUUGUUGUGUAAUUGUUAUUUUAAGAUAUAUUCAUAAGGUAUUUUUGUUAUGUUGGCUAUCAUACCUUUUAUAUAGAUGGUAUUAGAUAAUUGUUCCUUUUUUACCUUAUCUAUGUCCUUAAGCGUACGUUCGGAUUUCAUCAUUUUAUUUUUAGUGAUAGACGAACGAGCGUGGUAUAGAAUGUCAGAUGAAGGGUAACUAUAAAUUACCUUUUAUCCAAUAGAUUACUUAUGGUAAUUUAUAUUUCUUAUUCGCGUUUAAUGAGAUUUACUAUUUGGUAAAUUUACCGGUAAGUCAAACAAUCUUCCGGACAUGAAUGAGAAUCGGAACGCACCACUGCACACUGGCAAUCCUAGCAAGACCCAACGUCAAGAGAAAAAAACAACGAGGAAAAAACAGAAAUUUCGCGGUAUUCAAAGUUACUCGAGCGACUUGAGCGAGUGGCGUCUUCAAGUUUCUUGCUUAAGCUUAUCAUUAAGUGUAUUAGGCAGUUGAUAAAUCACAGUGUUGUGGGGAUUGCGGUCUCAGUUCUGGUACAGGGAAUCAUUUCCAAAGCGAGUUGCAGCACAAUUGCAGCUGCACCAAGAAGCAGGGAAUGUACCUGGCCGGUUCGAGACGUGUUUUGUGAUACGUAGCAUACGCGUGUUCAUUCCACCGCCCGGAACGAAAAAAAAGAAUAAGUUGUUUACUUGUACGGCAGCACGGUUUCCUGGGUGAGUUUAAACCAUGAAUACGUAAAGAUGUAUGUUAUUUGUUGGGAACAUUCGACGUGAAAUCCCUGGAAAAAACAACAUUAGGCUGAAGAAAGUAAUGGGAAGUACGGUAGUGCCUCCGCCAAGACGAAUACUACCUACAUUUUUGAAUUACAUAGUAUUUUGUAGAAUUCUGGCGUUGAGUAGCCGCGGAUAUCGCCAUAAUGGUUAUUUAUACGCCAAACUAGUGUAGGCUAACUAACUCUGUUAAUUAUUUUCAGCUGGCAUCAUGGCAAGUUUAUACAGUCGGGUUAAGCUGCGCCAUGAAAAGUUACUAACGGUGACUGCGGACUCUCAGGCCCUCUGGGAGCAAUUGCAAGCAGACGGAGUUGUCAGUGAAGACAAGUUCACGGCACUCCACUUAAAAUUGAAACAGUGCUUGGGGACCUUUGAGAAGGAGAUAUUUCAAUAUUUAAGUGUGGUGCCGGAUGCAGACGUGGUUAGCAUGACACAGGAUCAACUCAAGGCCGAAGAUAUAUUGACAGAACUGGAAAUUGCAUGGCAGAUUAACAAGAGGCGAAGUGGAGCUGUCAAUAAGUCAAAGCUACCCGAGUUGAGCCUGCCAACCUUCUCCGGCGAUAAGCUGAAAUGGUGCGAAUUUUGGGACCGAUUUGCUGCCAAUGUAGACCAGAGACAGUUACAGGAAUCAGAGAAACUUAUGUACCUCCUGAGCUGCCUAAAAGGUGCAGCUCUUGAAACAGUUUCAGGAAUGGCAGCUACCAACGCAAACUACUCGGUUGCAGUGGAUACUUUGAAGCAACGUUAUGGGUCAACUGACACUUUAAUAGACGCACAUUAUACAGCACUCAACCAACUUCAAAAGGCAGACCAUACUAGUGCCAGCUGCCGGAGUGUUCUGGAUAGUGUUGAGCGAAAUCUCAGGGUGUUGGAGAAGCUCGGGGAACCAGUUGGAGGCAACCACUUAAGAGCGCUGGUAUUAUCAAAGUUCCCAGAAAGGGUGAUCCAUGAGCACCACCUCAUAGGUGAAGGUACUGACUUGAAGGCCAUCAGAAAUAAUUUAGACCGCAUAAUCACGGCAAUGGAGAAGUCAGCAGCUACAGUAGUACAAACUCCAGAGACCAUUGCCGUGCCUCGUAGUAGCACAACUGAGGCACUGCAAGUCCGUACAGAGGUAAGGUCUUUGAGUAGCCGGAAGCGGAAACAUGCGGGAAAUGCUGGUGCAGGUGCACCACCUUCAAAGCGACCAAAAAGGGCAUGCUUGUUUUGCAAUCUGAAAGGACAUGCUAGCAGGGACUGUCGGAAAUACAGUACAGUUGAAGCUCGUCAGAAGCAAGUGACAGGAAGGUGUCUACACUGCCUUCGACGCAAUCAUACAACAUCAUCCUGCAAGCGCAAGAUUGCUUCCUUCCGCUGUAAAGGAGACCACCUGCUCAUAUUCUGUCCCAAUCCGGCCUCAGAUGACCGCAGUGGCAACUCUUCAAAAUCCUCUAACUAAGAAAAGUAGCAAAGGCAGAAUCUUCUUAGACUGCGGUAGUCAGCGGAGUUACAUUACUCUAGCAGCUGCAAAAAAGUUAGGCCUGCCUACCCUCCAGGAAGACCAGCUACUCAUAUUCACCUUCGGAGCUUCUGAACCUCGGGAGACGUCGACCCCCUCAACAACAGUCAACAUCCUGACGAAACGCAAUGUCACCAAGCAGUUUACGGUGAACGUCGUACCAAGAAUCACAGACAGAGUUCCGGUGACAUCCUUCAAGUAUCCUGGAGUCGAUAUUGUUGCUGAUGAUGAGACAGUUGGAGAGGUUGUUGAUGUACUCAUCGGAAAUGAUUUCUUUGGCGCUAUCCUCAGAGAAAGAAAGAUCCAGGUGUCGGAAGAUUUUUGGUUAUUGGAUACUGAUUUUGGAUGGGUGCCUACAGGGAAGCUUACAUCUGAAGAAAGAAGCGAGGUCCUCUCAGUGGUCACAUAUUGCCAGUGUCACACUCCUAGCUGUCCGUAUUUCAGUGAGCCAGAUCUGCCUUUAAGAAACAUAGAUGUAAGGUUCUUAUGGUCAUUAGAG
Cydia pomonella (codling moth) is the source of this 3391-nucleotide messenger RNA. RefSeq lists its product as uncharacterized. The record is from RefSeq and is a predicted model, not a curated record. The coding region runs from base 1606 to 2832 and encodes 408 amino acids. NCBI's taxonomy places the organism in Eukaryota, Metazoa, Arthropoda, Insecta, Lepidoptera, Tortricidae. The transcript is spliced from 2 exons. Gene Ontology annotation, molecular function: zinc ion binding; nucleic acid binding.